AUGGUGGUUCUACUGAACACACGCCGUCGUUUUGUUCUUCUACUUGCAACAGUCUUUUGCUUCUCCUUUAGGCUAUGUUUCGGCGAAGACAGAAUCACGUUCACAACUCCGAUCAAAGACUCAAACUCAGACACACUAAUCUGCAAAAGCGGCGUGUUCAGGUUCGGUUUCUUCACUCCCGUAAACUCAACUGCUAAAUUACGUUACGUUGGGAUAUGGUACGACAAGAUGCCAAUCCAAACCGUGGUUUGGGUCGCCAACAAAGACUCUCCCAUCAACGACACUUCCGGCGUCGUCUCCAUCUCCUCCGAAGACAGAAACCUCGUGGUCACCGACGGUCGAAACCGCACUCUAUGGUCAACGAACGUCACAGUACCAGUAGCUCCAACUACUACAUGGGUCCUGCUCAUGGACACCGGGAACCUUGCGUUACAAGACAGCAGAAACAACGGGGAGACUCUCUGGGAGAGUUUCAAGCAUCCUUACAACUCCUUCUUACCCAAAAUGACCCUCGGCACCAACAACAGAACCGGAGAGAAUCUCAAACUCACUUCUUGGAAAAGCUACACAGAUCCUUCCACGGGGGACUACACAGCUGGUCUUGCUCCUUACACGUUCCCCGAACUUCUCAUCUGGAAGAACGACGUCCCUAUCUGGCGCAGCGGUCCCUGGAACGGUCAGGUUUUCGUCGGUUUGCCCGACGUGGACUCUCUUCUGUUUCUCGAUGGGUUUAAUCUCAACAAUGAUAACCAGGGAACGGUUUCGAUGUCGUAUGCUAAUGGUUCCUUCAUGUAUCAUUUCAACUUGGAUCCUGAUGGAGCUAUCUACCAGAGAGACUGGAGAGCUCCCAUGAGAGACUGGAGGAUCGGUGUACGGUUUCCAAAGACAGAUUGUGAUGCAUAUGGUAAGUGUGGCCCGUACGGGAUCUGCAAUUCAAGGGAGGAUCCACAAUGUAAAUGCGUUAAAGGGUUUGUGCCGAGUAAUGCCACGGAGUGGAGUGCGAGGAACUGGAGUAAUGGGUGUGUGAGAAGAGCUAUGUUGAAGUGCAAUGCAAGUAACGGUGGUGGUCGUGGUGUAGGAAAAGGAGAUGGGUUUAUGAAACUGGAGAGGAUGAAAGUGCCGAUCAAUGCAAUACAGUCUCUAGCUAACGAGCAGGCUUGUCCACAGCAAUGUACAGAUAACUGUAAUUGCACGGCUUAUGCUUAUGAUAAAGGGAUCGGAUGCAUGCUUUGGAGCGGUAGCUUGGUUGAUAUGCAAUCGUUUGUUGGAAGUGGCAUUGAUCUUAAUAUUAGGCUUGCUCAUUCUGAACUCAAAACACAUAGCAGCCUAGCAAUUGUGAUCACAGCAUCCGUGCUAGGUGCUGCGUUCGUUGCUGCUGUUUGUGUUCUUUUAGCAUGCAGGAGAUUCAGAAAACGUCCAGCAGAACCAAAGAAAGAUAGAAGUGCGGAGAUAAUGUUUAAGAGAAUGGAAGAACUUACUAGUGGUAAUGAGUCUGCUUCUAACCAAGUGAAGCUCAAGGAGCUUCCUCUCUUUGAGUUUCAAGUGUUAGCCACAGCAACUGAUAGCUUCUCUCUCAGAAACAAGCUCGGACAAGGAGGGUUUGGUCCUGUUUACAAGGGAAAAUUGCCGGAAGGGCAAGAAAUAGCAGUGAAGAGGCUCUCAAGGGCAUCAGGACAAGGACUUGAGGAGCUUAUGAACGAAGUGGUUGUCAUUUCGAAGUUGCAACAUCGGAAUCUGGUGAAGUUACUGGGGUGUUGCAUUGAAGGUGAAGAGAGGUUGUUAGUCUACGAAUAUAUGUCAAAGAAAAGCUUGGAUGCAUAUCUAUUUGACCCAUUGAAGCAAAAGAUUCUUGACUGGAAGACACGGUUGAACAUAAUGGAAGGAAUAUGCAGAGGUCUUUUGUAUCUUCACAGAGAUUCAAGACUAAAGAUCAUACACAGAGAUCUAAAAGCUAGCAACAUUUUGUUAGAUGACAACCUGAAUCCCAAAAUAUCUGAUUUUGGGCUUGCAAGAGUUUUUCGAGCUAAUGAAGAUGAAGUUAACACAAGAAGGGUUGUAGGAACUUAUGGCUAUAUGUCACCGGAAUAUGCAAUGGAAGGUUUAUUUUCAGAAAAAUCAGACGUUUUCAGCUUGGGGGUUAUACUUUUAGAGAUCAUAAGUGGGAGAAAAAACUCUCACAAGGAAGAGAAUAAUCUAAACCUUUUGGCUUAUGCGUGGAAGCUUUGGAAUGAGGGUGAGGCUGCUUCUCUAGCAGAUACAAACGUCUUUGAUGAGUCUUUCGCGAAAGAGAUAACGAAAUGUGUACAGAUCGGUCUAUUAUGUGUGCAAGAAGUUGCAAACGAUAGACCAAAUGUUUCAACCGUUAUUUGGAUGCUAACCACCGAAAACACGAACCUCAAAAAGCCGAAGCAGCCUGCGAUUAUAGGAAGAAGAGGAGCUUCUGAGGCUGAAUCUUCUGACCAGAGUAGUCAAAAGGUCUCUAUCAAUGAUGUGAGUCUCACAGCUGUAACAGGGCGCUAAGCUCAUAGAGCUAAUAUUUUUGUUUAUAUAAUGUAUGUUUUGAGAAUCACAUAUGCUUGCAAAUUCUGUUAUUCUGUGCAUGUUUAAUGGUUUGGUUAAAUAAUAAAAAAUGUAUUUCAGGGAAGUUAUAUU
Brassica oleracea var. oleracea is the source of this 2652-nucleotide messenger RNA. RefSeq names its product G-type lectin S-receptor-like serine/threonine-protein kinase At1g11330. Gene Ontology annotation, molecular function: protein serine/threonine kinase activity; ATP binding. Lineage: Eukaryota; Viridiplantae; Streptophyta; Magnoliopsida; Brassicales; Brassicaceae. The record is from RefSeq and is a predicted model, not a curated record. The coding region runs from base 1 to 2520 and encodes 839 amino acids. Gene Ontology annotation, biological process: protein phosphorylation; recognition of pollen. The transcript has 7 exons.